Molecule: messenger RNA, 668 nt
Organism: Corticium candelabrum
Lineage: Eukaryota; Metazoa; Porifera; Homoscleromorpha; Homosclerophorida; Plakinidae
Exons: 2
Coding region: 141-494 (117 amino acids)
Source: RefSeq, a predicted model, not a curated record
GUCAGGUGAAAACUAGCGUUACGUAGCUUUUUGUAAACGUGCGCGUCUGUUUACAGUCUGGAUGUUCGAGGCCGAGCAUGCGUGUCUCACACUAGGCUGCAGACAUCGGUUUCCGUGAUCAACACUACUUCACUGACACCAUGUCGUCUCAUCAGCAAAACCAGAAGUACAAAAAACAGACGAAACUGUCUCACUGUUUUCGGUUAGUCCAGCCGGCUAUGCGCAGUUUGCCAGAAUCUGAACAGCAAGAGGAGGGACUUGAGGAAGCAAAUGACUCUACUACCAAACUGAUGCCAGACACUGCCAUUGCAGCGUCAGCAGACAGCCAUGACAGUGAAGAGAUAGCGCCAUCGAGUCUGUGCAAUAUGAAAGAUCCCUGUCUAGGAGCAAAGACAGCUGACGUUCUUCGAGGUCCUUUUCAGCCAACAGCUGAUUCUGUGAUUGGUGGAACAUUUCCUAAAAGACAGUUUGGUAAACAACAAAGGUGCUUUUAGUCAUCUUGGUAUGACAAAUUUGUAUGGCUAGAAUACAGUCCACAGUUGGACGCAGCCUUUUGCUUUUCCUGCCGUUUUGCAGAAUGCAGUGCCAGUGGUACAAUAGGUCGUCCUGAUCCAUCCUUUACACGGAAAGGCUUCAGAAACUGGAAGACUGCUCUUGAUGACUUUAGA